GUUAGCAUAUAUGUAUAUCACGUAAUAUAUAUUUUUCCUUGGAUUUUCAUGCAACAAUGAAUACAUUAUGCCUUUUCGUACUUAUUUCCUAACUGUAUCAAUUGAAAAGAAAAAUAUCUAAAUAAUCUAUUGAUUGUCACUGGUCACAAUUACUAAGUAUAAAUCAUCAAAAUUGAAAAAGUCUUGUUUUGAAUAAAUAGAUCGCAUAAAACGUGAUCAUAGAGCAUAUAAUGAAUUGGCGAAAAUUUUGGAUGAUCAAGAAGAGUCAGGAUGAAAAUAUAAACGAAACUGAAACGUAUACAGAUGAUGGAAUUACUGAAAGCGAUGAGACAAUCUCGACGAAAAAGAGUUCUAAGAAUAUUGACACUUCCCUUCAUAAAUUAUCUUAUAAGCGAUUACCGGGAGGAUAUCUUAAGUUCUUUUUUCUAUUGCUUAACAGCGUGGCCGUUCUUGCAGGUUUAAUAGCGAUAGUGAUAUCUACCUGGAUGUUGACUAAUGGAGAUUUAACGUCUAGAUUAAUCGGUCAACGACUUUCUAUGACGAUUAUAUUAAUUUUAGGAGUGUUUGUGACUUUUAUAGCUUUUACUGGAAUUAUAGGAAUCAGGAAGAAACGGAGAUAUUUUAUGAUUUUCUAUUUAACGUGCCAAUCGCUUGCUCUUUGUGCUAUAUUUAUAUGCCUGACAAUCAGUUUUCCAUUUUUCGAGAAGAUUACGAAGAAAAUUCGAGAUGACAUGAUAAGCGCAAUGAAAAAUUAUCAAUCUCUUGAUUGGGCUACAGAAGCAUGGGAUAAUACUCAUAGAUAUUUAAAAUGUUGUGGAAUCAAAUCUUCCCAAGACUGGUUGGAUAAGCAAAUGGAAAUUCCGCAAAGUUGUUGUUCCAUAUCGAUUAUUCAGUGCUCACAUAUGACAGAAGACAUAGCUUAUAAGUCUGGAUGCUUAAAGGAGGCCACGAUGCUGUUAAAAUCGUACAUCCAAACUGCUUCUGUAUCCACUCUUAUCAUAUUUCCAUUUUUAAUAAUCAGCGUGAUUUUAGCGCUCGGUUUGCGAAAAAGGCUGCAGACGAGUCAUUCGAUAGAAGACGAACCGACCUAUUCGAGAAGACAUCAAAGGGUGAACGUGAGUCAGUGAAUGACAAGUCCGAAGUAAAACGUUUUCCCGUUUUUUAUUAUCAUAUAUAGAUCAUAUAUUUUCUGAAAACACUUAAUAUAUUGUACUUAAGAUAGUAAUAUUGUAAGUUUAUUGGACAUGCUGGUUGGGUCGCGUGACGCUGUCUGCCGCGUGGCAGUGGUUCAAAUGGAAAAUUCUGCAAUUAUUCACUUUCGACGCUUUCUACGAUGAUCACCGAAUCGGGGCUGUGUGCUUCCAACACGCGAGGGGCGAAAAAAUACAUUUAUAAAAAUUA
Messenger RNA from Linepithema humile (Argentine ant), 1401 nucleotides. Its product is annotated as CD63 antigen-like. Gene Ontology annotation, cellular component: plasma membrane. Lineage: Eukaryota; Metazoa; Arthropoda; Insecta; Hymenoptera; Formicidae. The record is from RefSeq and is a predicted model, not a curated record.